Messenger RNA from Anoplophora glabripennis (Asian longhorned beetle), 4388 nucleotides. RefSeq names its product G protein-coupled receptor kinase 1 (gene Gprk1). The record is from RefSeq and is a predicted model, not a curated record. Gene Ontology annotation, molecular function: G protein-coupled receptor kinase activity; ATP binding; G protein-coupled receptor binding. Gene Ontology annotation, biological process: G protein-coupled receptor signaling pathway; protein phosphorylation; regulation of signal transduction. The coding region runs from base 249 to 2312 and encodes 687 amino acids. Lineage: Eukaryota; Metazoa; Arthropoda; Insecta; Coleoptera; Cerambycidae. The transcript is spliced from 15 exons.
AAAAUCAGUCGGUGUUGAAUUUUCGUAAGUUGUGUGUCGAAUGUACGUCAAAUUUCUUCAUGAUCCAGGGUCGGAACUUUAAAAAUUUGAAAGUGACAGAUUCCCCGUUGACUCUCACAUCAUUAUUAUGUAAUUUCAUGGUUGCCUUGUUGUUAUAAUGACCGGUAGACGUGCGUGAUUAGUGGUGGUGUAGUGUAGGGUGUAAAAAUAAUGUAUAUUUGAGCUGAAAAGUGAAGUGAAACUGCAAAAUGGCGGACCUGGAAGCUGUAUUAGCUGAUGUCAGCUAUCUUAUGGCAAUGGAAAAAAGCAAAUGCACCCCAGCUGCGAGGGCCAGUAAAAAAAUUGUGUUACCCGAUCCUAGCGUGCGGAGUGUGAUGCACAAGUAUCUGGAGAAGAAGAACGAGGUCAACUUCGACAAAAUCUUCCAUCAAACAUUAGGAUAUCUAUUAUUUAAGGACUUUUGUGAAAACGUUUCGGAGGAACCAGUGCCCCAACUCAGGUUUUAUGAAGAGAUAAAGGCUUACGAAAAAUUAGAAUGCCAAGAGGAAAGGCUGAAGUGUGCUAGGGACAUUUACGACAACUUUAUUAUGAAGGAACUUCUGGCGAGGGCGCACGACUAUUCAAAAGAGUGCCUGCAGCACGUUCAAAGGCACCUAAUGAAAAACGACGUCCCCGUCACCCUCUUCGAGCCUUAUAUAGAAGAAAUUUAUAAUCAUCUAAGGGAUGAACCGUUUAAGAAAUUUUUAGAAAGUGAGAAGUAUACUAGGUUUUGUCAAUGGAAAAAUUUAGAAUUAAAUAUACAGCUGUCGAUGAAUGACUUCAGCGUACACCGGAUCAUCGGCAGGGGCGGCUUCGGCGAGGUGUACGGCUGCCGGAAGGCCGACACCGGCAAGAUGUACGCCAUGAAAUGCCUGGACAAGAAGCGCAUCAAGAUGAAGCAGGGCGAGACGCUGGCCCUCAACGAGCGCAUCAUGCUCUCGCUGGUCAGCACGGGCCAGGACUGUCCCUUCAUCGUCUGCAUGACGUACGCCUUCCACACGCCCGACAAGCUGUGCUUCAUCCUCGACCUGAUGAACGGCGGCGACCUGCACUACCACCUCAGCCAGCACGGCGUCUUCAACGAGUCGGAGAUGAAGUUCUACGCGGCGGAGGUCAUACUAGGUUUGGAGCAUAUGCAUAGGAGAUACAUUGUAUAUAGAGAUUUAAAACCUGCAAACAUACUACUAGACGAACACGGACAUGUUCGGAUAUCCGAUCUAGGAUUAGCCUGCGAUUUUUCCAAGAAAAAACCCCAUGCCAGUGUAGGUACCCACGGCUACAUGGCGCCUGAAGUAUUAUCAAAAGGUACCGCGUACGAUUCCAGCGCAGACUGGUUCAGCUUCGGCUGUAUGUUAUACAAAUUACUCAAAGGUCACUCGCCAUUUCGCCAGCACAAAACCAAAGAUAAGCACGAAAUAGAUAGGAUGACUUUAACGAUGAACGUCGAACUGCCCGAUUCAUUUAGCAAAGAACUGAAGUCUCUUCUGGAGGCGCUGUUGCAGAGGGAUAUCGAUAAACGGCUAGGAUGCAAAGGAAACGGUUCGGAAGAAGUGAAGGAGCACCCCUUUUUCGCGGGUAUAGACUGGCAACAGGUGUACCUGCAGAAAUAUACUCCGCCACUUAUUCCGCCAAGGGGAGAGGUCAAUGCGGCGGAUGCGUUCGAUAUUGGGUCUUUCGACGAGGAGGAUACCAAGGGUAUCAAGUUGACUGAUGCGGAUCAAGAGCUAUAUAAAAAUUUUCCACUUGUGAUAUCGGAAAGAUGGCAAAACGAAGUAGCAGAAACAGUAUUUGAAACGGUUAAUUUUGAGGCUGACAAAACGGAACACAAGAAGAGGGCUAAACAGAAGAAGCUGUAUGAUCUAGAUGAAAAAGAAUCGGAUUGUAUAUUACAUGGGUACAUAAAGAAACUGGGAGGGCCAUGGACGUCAAGUUGGCAGAUGCGAUACGCCAAAUUGUACCCGAAUAGGUUAGAACUUCAUCCGGACUCAGCUAAGCCCGAAUUAGUGUUCAUGGAUCAAAUAGAGGAAGUCAGCCCGGAUCUAGUGCAAGUCAAGAACGAGAACUGUAUAGUCGUCAGGAUGAGAGAUGGAAAGAUAGUCCUCACCAAUCCCGAUGAAAUAGGCCUAAAAGAGUGGCUCACCUCACUAAAAUCGGCGCACAAGCUCUCGCAGGAGCUGCUCGGUUCGAUGGCCAAGAAGGCGGGCAAAAUCUAUGGCACGGACUCGAACAACAGGAACGCCAUAAUAGCGGCGCGCAACACAAACGGCAACUAAUACCAGCUGAAAAAUCCUCCCUAGACAGAAUUAAAUUACCUCCAAUUAGUAGGUGAAGAGGAAGGCGAUUGUAAAUCAGGCUAUAAAAAAAAUUACCUAGAAGAUCUCUGAUUCUUGCAAUGUUUUUUUAGGCACUAUUAAUGUUGUUAGACGACCACCGAUUAGUUGAUUCGCAACCGUUUUAUAAAUUCGACCGCAGUUGCGAACGGUUUCGUAUUUGUUAAACAAAAGGAAGAUGAAGUAUCAUGACAAUUUACGUAUUUUUGUUAUAUUUAUAUUAAUUUAUGCUGUCUUAGGUAUUUGCUUGAGAGCAGAUGUAUAAUGUUAUAUAUAUAUGGUAGUUAUUUUUAUAGUAAUAUUUAUUUUGUGUUAUGAAAGCAAUGAGAAACUGUUCUGUAGUUGGAUUAGGGAGUAAUAAUCGACAAGAGAAAGUCUAAAGACAAAAAAAAAGGACUGAUGAACUAAAUUAUCAAAAUUUUUAAUUCGAAGGAAUUCUUGUUGUUAGGGAUUGUAAAUUUGUAAGCAAAGUUGCCAAAAUAAUAGAACGUGUUCGUGAAUAGUCUUCGUGUAGUUUAUUUUUAUAUAAAAAAAAAGUAAAUAUGUAGUCAAUCAUGCUUGGUGAAAACAAAAUUGAUUUACCAGUGUGUGACGAUCAGAACAUAUUUAAAGUUGAAAUAAAAUUCAAACAAUUGAUAAAACGAGGAUUAAACAAAUAUUUCGUUCGCACUGUUGUAUCUUCAAUUAAAACGUGUGUAACGCAGUUAACGGCUGUACCCACGGAUACAAUUAAUAAGUUCUUCAGUCACAUUAACAUGAAAUUUCGCUUUCAAUGUUCUUAAAAACGCCUAUUAAAUUCUCAUUUAUUAAUAAUACUUCGCCGUUAAAACAUCUACUCACAUUCCAUAAUAACGAACAGCAUUUCCCGUAAACUUAUUACUCUAUUAUCUAGUCAUUUUCAUAUAUAUGUAUAUCCACCAAAAAAAAAAAGUAUAUACGCGAUGCUAUAGUAACAUUUAGUCGUAGACGUAUCAUCUACAGAACAGUUUUUCCAUUAUUUAUUCUGUAAUUAUUGUAUCGAAUUAAAAACAAUUUUAUAAUUUUCACAUGUAUCUGAGUAACGUUAACUUGUAGAAUUGUUUUUAAUAAAAUUUUCUUUUUUGUAUAUUCCUGAACAGUAAAAGGUUCAUCUCACUGGUAAAAACACCAAGCUAACAACUUAGAAUAGCUUAAAAUGCCAGCACUAUUUGUACAUAUAUAUACUUGCUUCUCUGAUUUUUUUUUAACAUCGGUUCCAAUGGAGACAUUCCGACAGUUUGGGCGGUCUGAGGGCGAGUUAAGUCUGGCGUUCCGUGCAAUAAUUUCAAAAGAAUAAUUGGAAAUAAAAAAGGAAACAUCAGACGAACAUUCAGUGCUUGAAAGGCUAUUUUAACAAGUCUGACCUACUGGACAUUUGAACUACUAGGGCAAUUUGUCCAUAUUUUAUUAAAAAAUCUGGAUCAUUUAAAAAACUAUUAGGCUGAAACUUGGUGUGUUAGAUUCGUAAGGAAAUCUAAUGGGACUUCAUUUACUUUUUUUAUGAUUCCUGGUUAUGAAAAUAUAAACCACUAAUGGCGCUGUUCCAUAAUUUUCUUACAGAGUUAUAAAUUUAUAGUGAAAAAAAAAUCACAAUAUAGCAUAACGUUUACAAAAACAUUUAUAUCUGCUUUCUGUGACGUUCUAAGUAUAUCUGAUUAAUAUAUCAUUGAAUAUUAAUUGGUUACAUAAACUAAAAAGAUAUAUAUGUUGAAGGCAAUAUAGUACAAUAAAAUUGCUAGAGACAAUAACAAAAAGCACAGAACCCUGUAUAUUGCCUAAAAACAUCCACCGGGAUAUAUGUCAGCAUAUUAAACACUCAGGGGACUCUAUCGCAAAUAGGCAACCAGUAAUACAUUUUUAUAGAUUUUAUUACACAGUUUGCAAUUUGCCGCUUUUGAACGAGCGACAUCGUAAAUAACAUAUACCUUUACACCAAAAACUAAUUUGAGUUUCAAACUAAGUCUAUUUUAUAGAAAAUCUGUGUUAGAAUGGAGGAAAGUC